CUUGCACGGCGCUACGAGUACAGUUCAUACGUAGGAAUAUCUACGCUGGCUGGUGCUGACGUAGGGUAGGAUGAUGGGAAUGCAAUAGUCCGUACCAAGUACACUCAGCAAACAUGCCGGGGGAGGUAGUGAGUAGUCACCCUCAAGUUCCUUGGCUUCUGGAAAAGUCUCCCGGGGCUUGCGAGUUGGAGCUUUGGGCUGUUGCCAAUUGGGCGGGCGCACAUCGUGGGAUUUGAGGUGGUGCGACGAGCGGGGGCAAGCUUACCGAGUGAGGCACCGCGCACUCAGUACAGUACCUAUACCAGGUACCUACUUUCCAGCACCCACCAGCACCAGCACCACCAGCACCAGCCUCCGCCCAUCCCCUACACAACUCUCCCAGGGCCUGGCUGGGGGAAAUGCUUCUCAUGUUCGGCGGGCCUGCCAGCUCAACGAUUCCUCUGUGAUGCUUGGGUACCUUCCACCCCCGCUUCUUCCAGCGCGGCACUAAGAAAGUACAGUACUAGGUACCUGUACCUGCUAGGACCUGCUAGGUACUUGCUUGUACCGGUACCUAGUGACUUGCCUCCGCUCGAACCACCAGUCGUCGCUUCACACUCCGCCCACAACACCCUACUCUGAUAUCUCGAUACACAGAUACUUCCACAUUCAUCCCCAGGCCUCGCCUUUUCUUUGCCCGUGAUGACACCACAUUUGGUCAUCCCCCCUAGAAUCUCAUAAUUUCCUCGCUAAGGCGCGCCUUCCGCUGCCGUGGUUGUGCAGAACUAGGACCGUUAAAAUCAAGGUCAUCCAAUCCCUUCUAUCAUUGGCUGAGGUGAGUUUUUAAUGGCCCCUGGAACUGCUCUGCAUUGUUCAGUUACACAGGCCUAAAUUGAUGUGACACUGUGCGUGGCCUUUUUUUGGUCAAUCUUAGUCGACUUUCUUCCCAGGGUUGCAAGCUAAUUCCAGGCUCUCUUGAAGAUACUUCGUCGCCGCAGACUGAAGCUCUUCUGAAUCUCUAGCUAUCACUUCAACGAAAUUCCGAAUUUCAUUGAAACACUGCAAGGCGAGGCCGCUGGAAUUCCACCCUAGAAUAGAGGCUCGGAUCUUUUUCUAUCAAACAUCAGGUGGCGCCACUUUCCCCUAGGGAGUAUAAGCUCCGUGGUUGUAUGGGUGGUUUUGUUUUUACUGGUAGACAUUCCAGCCUCCUCCAUCUCUUUUCGGUGGUCGAUCCUGCUAUCGCCUGUAAACUAAUUUGGACUCGAAGAGAAUGCCACUAGUAAGCAUAAUCGUCUGGGAAAGUUGAAAUUAUAUAUCUGCUAGGUACCAAGUUCCAAUUCCCCGAUCAUCACCUACGAUCUCGAGACAAAAAUCCACUGAAACAUGUUGCUACCUAGAUCAAGUCAUGGCAUCCUCACAUACUCAGCAGUCAGUGAGUUCGGAAGACGAAGAUGACAUGUAAGAUUGCAAUCCGGGAAGUUACAAUCAUGACAUUCUGAUGAUAUUAGGGAUCUUGACAGUGGGCCAGAAGAACGCCAAUCUCAAACAAGCGUCAUCAGAAACCGCGAAAGCUUGGCCUUAAUUUCACGAGAUGCAACUGACUGGCUUCCACACAUCAAAACACUGCGAGAAACAGAUGUGAUUAUUCUUCUGACUCCCGUCGUCACUCCCAUCAGUCAGGAUCCAAACGAUUUAAGCGACCCUUUUGAACCUCUUGGUCGUUCACUUGCUAAGCGGCAUGCAAAAAUCAGACAAGUGCCUUAUACACAACGGUGAGAUUUCUAAAACGAAUACGCGAUAUUUCCUAACAUCUAUGUCUCAGAAACGGAAUUACUUCAACCCAUCUUGGAUUCAUUAAGAGGGGCCAAGUGAUUAUUUUAUGUUUUGCGCUUCGACCAGGUCAACAAAUUCCUAUGGAGUUUGCAGACAUCACAUUUGCUGUCAGUGAUAACAAACCUUGUAUCAUUGUUGUAUGCUGCAAUCCAAUCAACGAAAAUCUGGCCGUCCCAUUUCCUACUGUGAUUCAAACUGCUGGAUAUUCUCCCCCGGCUUUAGAGUCCACGGCAGCAUUGAUCUUUGGAGAGAUACCUUCUCGAGUAGAGCGCCCUCUAGAAUCCGACAAUGCAGACCCAAACAGCCCUCGUCUGUGGCCGGUGGAACAGUGGAUCGAAACAAGAGACGUAUCAAGUGUGUUGGAGUUAUGGAACCAGAAUAUUAAUGGUCGAUUCUCCCUCGACGAAGCAACCUUGGCAUCCCUGCUUCGCCGUCCUGGAUACGCAAAACAUUAUGUUGUUCGUGAUAUGAGUUCUGGAGUGAUACUGGGAUUUUGCGCUACAUACCUGGCAUAUGUUGACAAGGAAGGAGAGAAAUUGAUUGCAUCGCUAGCAGUGCUUCUCGUUCGAUCCACCCAUCGAAAACUGGGAAUUGGUCUGAGCUUGCACAGUCAUGCGGUCAGCCAGCUCAAAAGAACAAGAGGAGUAAUACGUUUACAAUUUGGAAGUACUUUCCCGAGACUUCUGUAUGGCCCGCCCCUUGAUACUCAAUUCAAUGAGGAAUGGUUUCGACGCAGAUCAUGGCAGCUGAGCAAGGAAAUCCCUGGACAAGGCCAAAUUGUAUAUGAUCUGAUCUUGGAUUUGGCGAAGUGGAAAAAUCCCUCGGGCUCUCCGUCGAACCCCGCGUUCAGGAUAUGUACUCAAGUAGAUAUGAUGAAAGUCAUUGAAAUGGUCGAAACUACUUCCGAGAAACAAGGGAAAAUGGGAUGGUUUGACCAGUAUAACGCUCUUAUGAAUGGUCCGAAUGUCAAGGAUAUCAUCAUAGCAGUCGAAAAUGGUGACGUGGUUGCAACGGCACUCACAUAUACGGGAGAGGGUAGCCCGAUUUCAUCCAACUUGCCGUGGGCAAGUCGAAUAGGGGAUGAUGUUGGGGGGGUUACAUGUAUUUGCAUAAGUCGUAAGUUUGUUUUGUUUUGUCAUCAACCAAUGUCUUUCUUCCUUCCUAGGUCAGGGGGUCAAAAAUCAUGCUAUAAUCAAUCCCCACGGAUACGCAGCAUAUUCUCACCAAUCCUGCCAACCAAAAGGUCCAGUCGAAGUUUCGCUAACCUCAAAUUAGCUUCACAGGAUCAAGACGUUUUGAAGGGUCUGCUGGAUGCUUGUGUCAAGAAUCUGCAGGCGCAGGGAAUGCGACGGAUGUUUCUCGACGGCGUGUCAAGUGGCCUCGACACCCUGAUAGAUUUAGGUAUGGACGUCCUUAGCGAACCGAACCUUAUACUCCAACUAACUCGCCCCCGUAGGAUUCGAGCAGUGGGCUCGCUACACAGAUGUUUGGAAAGACACUUGACAGGACGAAAGAGCCCAUCAUUUAUUUAUCAUGUUUUGAUAUCACCUCGUAGAAUAUAGCGGGAUGAUUUUCCUAUCUAGGGGAAAGAAAAGAAGAGGAGAAAGAUCUAGGCGUCGAUAAGUGGAGGUCUAACGGAACCAAGUACAGUACAUACAUAAAAGUAUCCCAACCUAAAUCUAGAAAAUA
Messenger RNA from Hymenoscyphus albidus, 3501 nucleotides. Lineage: Eukaryota; Fungi; Ascomycota; Leotiomycetes; Helotiales; Helotiaceae. The record is from the annotation of a GenBank genome assembly.